AUGCCGCCAAAAGCAGACCCAGCAAAGAUUUCAUCACAGGACGUGCCGGUCCUGUUCCAGCGAUACCGUACCGAGCUCCAGAACCUCGCGCAGAAGAUCGGCGAGCUCGAGAGCGAGCUCGAGGAACAUGCACUCGUCCUCGGAACACUCCAGCCACUGACCAAGACGGAGCCCGAGCGCACAUGCUACCGCCUCAUCGGGGGCGUGCUCGUGCAGCGCACGGUCAAGGACGUGGUGCCUGCUCUCGAGACCAACUACGGCGGGAUUAAGGAGGUGCUCGAGACGCUUGUCAAGACGUACAAGGGCAAGGAGGAGGAGUUUAACGCGUUCCAGCGCGAGCACAAGAUCCAAAUGCCGGGGCGUGCUUAG
This is a messenger RNA of Cutaneotrichosporon cavernicola, 369 nucleotides long. RefSeq lists its product as uncharacterized. The transcript has 3 exons. Lineage: Eukaryota; Fungi; Basidiomycota; Tremellomycetes; Trichosporonales; Trichosporonaceae. Gene Ontology annotation, cellular component: prefoldin complex; cytoplasm. The record is from RefSeq and is a predicted model, not a curated record. The coding region runs from base 1 to 369 and encodes 122 amino acids. Gene Ontology annotation, biological process: protein folding. Gene Ontology annotation, molecular function: protein folding chaperone.